Molecule: messenger RNA, 1635 nt
Organism: Fulmarus glacialis (Northern fulmar)
Lineage: Eukaryota; Metazoa; Chordata; Aves; Procellariiformes; Procellariidae
Gene: SLC6A20
Product: solute carrier family 6 (proline IMINO transporter), member 20
Exons: 9
Biological process (GO): sodium ion transmembrane transport
Cellular component (GO): plasma membrane
Molecular function (GO): L-proline transmembrane transporter activity
Source: RefSeq, a predicted model, not a curated record
AUGUGCCUGUUAAUAAGAUUAGUAAUUAAAAAGCUUGAUAGGAAUUGGCAAGCAUAGUGCCUUUCCCUCCCCUCCAAGCCGGGCUGGCGUGGAGUCUGAGGCAGGGCUGGCAGAGUACCUGAAGGAGUGAAGGCAGGAAAGCUCUGCUGAAACCUCUGCCUGCAAGUAGGCAAUGGAGAAAUCCCGGCCGCUGUGGGACAAUCCCCUGCAGUUUGUUUUUGCCUGCAUUUCCUAUGCUGUGGGGCUGGGAAAUGUGUGGAGGUUUCCAUACUUAUGUCAGAUGUACGGAGGAGGCGGCUUUUUGAUCCCAUAUUUUAUCAUGCUGAUCGCCGAGGGGAUGCCACUGCUCUACCUGGAGCUGGCCGUGGGGCAGCGCAUGCGUCAGGGCAGCAUCGGUGCCUGGAAAAUAAUAAGUCCCUACCUCUGCGGUGUCGGCGUCGCCAGCGUCGUUGUCUCCUUCUUCCUCUCCAUGUAUUACAACGUGAUAAACGCCUGGGCCUUCUGGUACCUCUUCCACUCCUUCCAGGACCCCCUGCCGUGGGCCACCUGCCCCCUGAACAGCAACCACACCGGCUACGAGGAGGAGUGUGAGAAGACGUCGUCCACCCAGUACUUCUGGUACCGGCAGACCCUGAACAUCUCUCCGUCGCUGGAGGUCAGCGGGAGCGUGCAGUGGGAGCAGGCGCUCUGCCUGAUGCUGGCCUGGCUGGUGGUCUACCUCUGCAUCCUCCGCGGCACCGAAUCCACCGGCAAGGUGGUCUAUGUAACAGCAUCUUUGCCAUACUGCGUUCUCAUCAUAUACCUCAUCAGAGGAUUAACACUUCAUGGAGCUGUGAAUGGGCUCGUCUACAUGUUCACACCAAAGCUGGAGCAGCUGUCGAACCCCAAGACGUGGAUCAGUGCUGCCACGCAGAUCUUCUUCUCUCUGGGCCUGGGCUUUGGAAGCCUCAUUGCAUUCGCCAGCUACAAUGACCCCAGCAACAACUGCGAGAGGCACGCCAUCAUCGUCUCGCUGAUCAACAGCGCCACUUCCAUAUUUGCCAGCAUCGUGACUUUCUCCAUCUAUGGCUUCAAGGCGACGUUUAACUACGAAAGCUGUAUAAACAAAGUGAUCCUGCUGCUGAUGAACGCUUUCGACCUGGAGGAAGGUUCUUUAACAGCAGACAACCUCAAUGAGAUGAAAGACUACCUCAUGGCCACCCACCCGCAGGAAUACGCGCAAUUAUUGCCGCAGCUUAAAAACUGCAGUUCUCCCCCUUCUCGCCGGCAGGCUGUCCAGGGGACGGGACUGGCAUUUAUAGUCUAUUCUGAAGCGAUCAAAAACAUGGAGGUGCCCCAGCUGUACUCCGUGCUCUACUUCUUCAUGCUGCUGAUGCUGGGCAUCGGCAGCAUGCUGGGAAACACCGCCGCUAUCCUCACGCCGCUGACCGACAGCAGGGUCAUUGCUGCCCGUUUCCCCAAGGAGGUGAUCUCAGGUGUUGUGUGUUUCAUUAACUGCGUGAUUGGCCUAAUCUUCACCAUGGAGGCUGGAAAUUAUUGGUUUGACAUAUUCAACGACUACGCAGCCACCCUCUCGCUGCUGCUCAUCGUGCUGGUAGAAACCAUUGCUGUGUGUUAUAUCUACGGGUUAAGAAG